GCACAGGGGAUACAUUCUCGAUUCGUGGAAUAACAUCUCUCAGACUUUCUUCAUUUCCCAUGCCAUCAUCAAUUCAUCAUCUCUAAUCCAUUCUUCUACUGCUACUCGUGAAAAGAAUCCUAAAAUCCUCGCCCCAUUAAACCCACCCACCAAUCAAAAACACAAACAAGUCCAAAGAACCAAAAGAAGUGGAAAAAAGGCAACUCAACACUUUGUUCCUCGUCUCUCCCUGAGGGUGCAUGCCAAUUUUUGAGGUAUAGGCGUAUAAGGUGUAUCAAUUAGUUGGAUUCGAGGAAAGUCGUGGGAGAGCCAUAUAUUGUGGUGAACAUGGAUGGGACUGAUUAUAGGUUGAUUAUUAAAGAGUAUGGAACAAGUGGGAUUGUAGGUGCAGUUAUUCUCGCCAUAGCUGUGCCUCUAUUUCUCUCUGUUGUACUUGUGGGGAAGAAGAAGGCAAAACAGAGAGGAGUUCAUGAACAAGUUAGUGGUGAGGCUGGUCUUGCAAUGCGCAAUGCUAGACAGGCUAGAUUGGUCGAGGUUCCCUGGGAAGGAGCGACGACUAUGGCUGCUUUAUUUGAGCAGUCUUGUAGAAAGUAUUGGGGGCAAAGGUUUCUUGGAAGGAGAAAGUUGAUAGGAAGGGAGUUUGUGACGGCCAGUGAUGGGAGAAAGUUUGAAAAACUUCAUUUGGGGGAUUAUCAGUGGGAGACUUAUGGCCAGGUAUUUGAUCGUGCUUGCAAUUUUGCAUCCGGUCUUGUUAAAUUAGGCCAUGAUGUGGAUACACGGGCUGCAAUAUUCUCUGAAACUCGGGCUGAGUGGUUCAUUGCGUUUCAGGGAUGCUUCCGGCAGAAUGUUACCGUUGUUACAAUUUAUGCUUCCUUAGGGGAUGAUGCAUUAAUACACUCUCUGAAUGAGACUCAAGUAUCAACAUUGAUCUGUGACUCCAAGCAAUUGAAAAAGUUGGCUGCAGUAAGUUCAAGCUUGAAGACCAUUAGAAACAUUGUUUACUUUGAAGACGGAGAGGCUUCUAGUGACUCAAACACUUCUGGAAAUAUUAGCAACUGGACAGUCUUCUCAUUCUCUGAAGUAGAGAAGCUUGGUAAAAGUAAUCCUGUUCAGCCAACACUGCCUAUUAAGAAGGAUAUUGCCGUUGUGAUGUAUACUAGUGGCAGCACAGGCCUGCCAAAGGGUGUCAUGAUAACUCAUGGCAAUAUCGUAGCCACAGCUGCUGCAGUUAUGACUGUGAUCCCGAGACUUGGAAGUGAUGAUGUUUACUUGGCCUACCUGCCACUGGCUCAUGUUUUUGAAUUGGCUGCUGAGUCUGUGAUGUUGACUGCAGGUGCUAAAAUUGGUUAUGGCUCAGCAUUGACACUAACAGAUACAUCGAACAAAAUCAAGAAAGGAACCAAGGGAGAUGCUUCAGCGUUACAGCCUACUUUAAUGGCAGCAGUUCCUGCUAUUUUAGAUCGUGUCAGGGAAGGAGUAUUGAAAAAGGUUGACGAGAAGGGAGGUUUAUCCAAGCAACUCUUCAACAUUGCUUUUAAGAGACGUUUGGCAGCUAUAGAAGGAAGUUGGUUUGGGGCAUGGGGCUUAGAGGCACGACUAUGGGAUAUAAUCAUCUUUACACAGAUUCGCUCUGUUCUAGGGGGAAAAAUCAGAUUCAUGCUCUGUGGUGGAGCUCCUUUAUCUGGUGACACACAAAGAUUUAUUAAUAUCUGCAUGGGUGCUCCCAUUGGUCAAGGAUAUGGGCUUACAGAAACUUUUGCUGGAGCUGCUUUCUCGGAGUGGGACGACACUUCUGUUGGACGUGUUGGACCUCCUCUUCCUUGUUGCUACAUCAAGCUUGUUUCUUGGGAAGAAGGUGGUUACACAACGUAUGACAAACCAAUGCCACGUGGAGAAGUAGUUGUUGGCGGAUGCAGUGUAACUGCUGGUUAUUUUAAAAAUGAAGCCAAAACAAAUGAAGUGUACAAGGUUGAUGAAAAGGGCAUGCGAUGGUUUUACACAGGUGACAUUGGAAGGUUUCAGCCUGAUGGAUGCCUUGAGAUUAUUGACAGAAAGAAAGAUAUCGUCAAACUCCAGCAUGGGGAGUACAUCUCUCUAGGGAAGGUUGAGGCAGCACUUAUCACAAGCAGUUAUGUUGAUAAUAUCAUGGUAUAUGUUGAUCCCUUCCAUAAUUAUUGCGUAGCUCUUGUGGUUCCCUCACAUCAGGCCCUCGAGAAAUGGGCUGAAGAUUCUGGCAUUAGUCACAAUAACUUUUCCGAUUUGUGUAACAAAACUGAAGCUAUCAAUGAGGUCCAGAAAUCACUUUCCAAGGUAGCAAAGGAAGCAAAAUUGGACAAAUUCGAGAUUCCUGCAAAGAUCAAACUAUUGCCAGAUCCAUGGACUCCGGAGUCUGGAUUGGUUACUGCAGCUCUCAAAUUAAAGAGGGAACAGUUGAAAGCUGAGUUUAAGGAUGAGCUGGAAAAGUUAUAUGCUUGAAGAACUGUAGCCGUUGGAACUGUUCAUGAUUCGAGUCAUGUCAGUCUUGGGGAUCACAUUGGAACAUAACACGCAAUGCCUAUCACAAAGUUUUAUCUGAAUUUUCUAAUUCUAUUUUUUCUGUCGUUUUGUUUCUUUGUUUUGUUUUUCUGGAAGGAUCAGAGUGACAAUUCAGUGAAAGAUUCGUACUUGAUCAAUGUAGAAAUAGCUACGUACCAUGCUUAUUUUGCAGAAAAUGACAGCAGAUACCAAAUAACUAGUGCCUAAAAUUCUCUGUAGCUAGGACGUGGAGUAAAACGUUAUCAGUUGUUUGGUUAGCUAACUUGUAAUCUUUGUAUAAUCUUUUGGUUCACCGAAA
Molecule: messenger RNA, 2833 nt
Organism: Coffea arabica (coffee)
Lineage: Eukaryota; Viridiplantae; Streptophyta; Magnoliopsida; Gentianales; Rubiaceae
Product: long chain acyl-CoA synthetase 8
Cellular component (GO): endoplasmic reticulum; membrane
Molecular function (GO): long-chain fatty acid-CoA ligase activity
Source: RefSeq, a predicted model, not a curated record